UGGUUACUCUCUUGGCUGUUCUGCACAAGAUCUGAAAGGCAUUUAUCCCCAAGGGAAGCAGUUAUUUCAGAUUUUACUAAGAAGUCAGUUAACAUUUCUCAACAAUCCUCUUUGUUUUAAAGAAAGCUCUGGUUUUGUUUCAUUUUCAGCUGGAGACUUAAAUGACACCAAGCAAAACCUACUUAGUUUAGAAUUUCAGAAAUUGGAUGGUGAAAAAGCAAGCAUGAAAUUUGCAGGUUUGCUUUGUUUCCUUCUGCUUAUCAUUUUUCAAACUGAUUAUGGACGAAAUGAAGAAACGCCUAGGAAGCAGCGGAGGAAGGCGUAUUACAGGAGACUGAGGAAAAGUUCCUCGCCUGCCCACAGGGCUGGUGGGCAGCUGGGGAUCCAGCAGGCGAUGGUCACACCAGCAGCAACAAUGCCUGCGCUGACCUUGGAUUACAGCACAGAGGAAAAGUCUGACUCUGACUCCUCUCCAAGUUUUCUUGGAGUAGAAUCAAGUUAUAAUGUGUUGCCAGGAAGGCAGGGUCACUGUCUGGUCAAUGGGAUGACCAUGUACAACCGAGCUGUGUGGUCUCCUGAGCCGUGCACUACCUGCCUCUGCUUGAAUGGAAGAGUGCUUUGUGACGAAACUAUGUGCCACCCUCUGACGUGCCCCCAAACAGUUACCCCCGAAGGAGAGUGCUGCCCAGUCUGCUCUGACGCUGCAACCUCCCAUGGUACAGCAUUAAGUGAUAGAAGUGAAUUUUCUGGUGAUUCUUCAGAACAAAGAGAACCUACCAACUUACCUCGCAAGCAACUGCCACCUCGUCGGGUGGAAAUGGACCAAGUGUUGCAAAAAGAGGAACUUCAGUUUGAGGAGGAUGAAGAAGAAAGUAAAGAAGAUGAAGAUAGGGAGCAAAAGAAACAGACCCCUGAACCUGGAGAGCAGGGGAGACCUCUCAGUGAGGGGCAGAACAGAGGAGAGGCAGAGGAGAGAUCCCGAGCAGAGGGGAGGCGGGUCCAUCAACAAAGACAUCCAGCAAGGGAGGAGGAAGAGGAGGACGAGGAAGAUGAGGAGGGGGACGAAGAGGAGGAGGAGGAGGAGGAGGAGCAUGAUGGCACCCUUAGAGGAGACGUGUUCAGGGGGCCCUCCAGACCCCUGGCCCCCCCUCCUCGCAGAGGCAGGCCGCCUCUGCCCAGCGGGUGCUCCUUGUCCUACAGGACCAUCAGCUGCGUCAGCGCCGGCCUCACACAGAUACCACCGCUCACAGCACCAGAGAUAACAAGCCUGGAGCUCAUUGGCAAUGCCAUCACCAGCGUUCCCGACGGAGCCUUCAACGGACUGCUGAAUUUGGAAAGGCUCGAUCUGAGCAAAAACAACAUCACCUCCGCAGGCAUCGGUGCAAAAGCAUUCAAGCUUCUGAAGAAAUUAAUGCGCCUGAAUAUGGAUGGAAACAAUCUGGCAGAGAUUCCUUCAGAAUUACCAUCUGCAUUAGAAGAACUUAAAAUCAAUGAGAACAACCUGCAGGCUAUCAAUGAAGAAAGCUUAUCAGACCUAAAUCAACUGGUCACCUUAGAGCUGGAAGGAAACAAUCUCAGUGAAACCAAUGUGAAUCCCCUGGCUUUCAAAUCUUUGAAGAGCCUAUCCUACCUGCGUCUUGGAAGAAAUAAAUUCAGAAUUAUACCACAGGGCCUUCCUGCUUCUAUUGAGGAAUUAUACCUAGAAAAUAACCAAAUUGAAGAAAUAACUGAGAUCUGUUUCAACCACACCAGAAAGAUCAAUGUCAUUGUGCUACGUUAUAAUAAAAUUGAGGAAAGCAGGAUUGCUCCUCUAGCCUGGAUAAAUCAAGAAAAUCUAGAGUCCAUCGACCUCUCCUACAACAAGCUCUACCACGUCCCCUCCUACCUGCCCAAGUCCCUGCUGCACCUCGUGCUCCUUGGGAACCAGAUCGAGCGCAUCCCUGGCUACGUGUUUGGCCACAUGGAGCCAGGCCUGGAGUACCUGUACCUGUCAUUUAACAGACUCUCGGACGACGGUGUGGACCGAGUCUCCUUCUAUGGGGCGUAUCAUUCUCUGAGAGAGCUGUUUCUGGAUCACAAUGACUUAAAAUCUAUACCACCUGGAAUACAGGAAAUGAAAGCACUACAUUUUCUGAGGCUGAACAACAACAAGAUACGGAAUAUUCUUCCAGAACAAAUUUGCAACGCUGAAGAAGAUGGUGAUUCAACCCUGGAGCAUCUUCAUCUUGAAAACAAUUUUAUUAAAACAAGAGAAAUAUCAUCCUAUGCAUUUUCAUGCAUAAGAUCAUACUCAAGUAUAGUUCUUAAACCACAAAACAUCAAGUAAUUCCAGGUUUUUGUUCACCACUUCUAACCUGUCCUCUUACAUUUGCGGCAGCAGCAUCUGUCAUUGACAAGUGAGACCCCACCUGACUUGCCACCCCACAGAGAAACGACCAAAACAUGCCCCACGUUUCCUUCUCCAGCACUUUUAGUGAAAGUUUCAGCUUCACACUCCAGAAAAGAAGUCCUCUCCCUGCAAGCUUUUUUACAGAACAGGAUGUUAUUCACUGUUCACUUAGACUGGGAAAAAUCCAGAGCAAAAUAAGUAAUGACCUUUACAACUGGCCUGAGUAUUGCUAUUAACUGGGACCCUCAAAGCCCCUUUAAAAAUCAUUUGUGUUAUGGUUCAAGAGCAAGAAGUGUACGACAGGAAAAAAUAAUAGCUGGAAUUUAUGAAUUAGUGUUCUGUUAGUUAUCCUACUGUUAAAACAAUAAUCUAUUCAUUUUCUAUAAGAUCCUAUGCUACAAUUAUUGUAUAAUAUACUUAAUGAUUGGCUUUGCUCUAAUUCUUCUAAUAAUCACACAUGUGAAAUUAAAACACUACUGUCACGUAAUUUCCUGGUUUUGAGAAUUGUAGUAUGUUUACAUAUUGGUUUUUAACAUUAGAGGAAGCUGGGAGGAAGGUAUAUGUGAACUCUACACUAUUUUUGAAACUUUUCUGCAAGUCUAAAAUUUGUGUCAGUCUAAAAAAAUUUAAGAAUAUGCUCAUUAUUCUUUAUUCAAGAUCAAAAGAUUUUAUGGAAAGUAGUGGAGUUUGUUUAAAAGAUACGAAUUGUCCUUGCUACAACCUUAUAAAUAUAAACCUAAGCACGCGUUUUUGAAAAUUUUUGCUCCAUUGGUCAUUGUUAGCACCUACCUUCUUUGCCCUAACGGGCUCACAAGUAUCCUUUUAUUCAGUUCAAUUUAACAUAAAGCUCUUAGCAUUUACUAUGUACUAGAACCUAUCAAAACCAUAUGCUAUUAAAAUUUUCAUUAUGUAA
Enhydra lutris kenyoni (northern sea otter) is the source of this 3302-nucleotide messenger RNA. RefSeq names its product extracellular matrix protein 2. The record is from RefSeq and is a predicted model, not a curated record. Gene Ontology annotation, biological process: positive regulation of cell-substrate adhesion; extracellular matrix organization. Gene Ontology annotation, molecular function: heparin binding; collagen V binding; protein binding. Gene Ontology annotation, cellular component: extracellular matrix. The coding region runs from base 224 to 2326 and encodes 700 amino acids. NCBI's taxonomy places the organism in Eukaryota, Metazoa, Chordata, Mammalia, Carnivora, Mustelidae. The transcript is spliced from 10 exons.